Molecule: messenger RNA, 285 nt
Organism: Aspergillus wentii DTO 134E9
Lineage: Eukaryota; Fungi; Ascomycota; Eurotiomycetes; Eurotiales; Aspergillaceae
Exons: 2
Coding region: 1-285 (94 amino acids)
Source: RefSeq, a predicted model, not a curated record
AUGCGACUGAUUCAUAAUACCACAUUGACGGUAGUGAAGUUCACCCCAGACCGUGUCCCACCACAUGCCAUCCUCUCUCAAGCUUGGGGAGAAGGAGAGAUUCUGUUGAGUGACAUUGAAAAGGGAACUGCCCAGACCAAAGCUGCAUGGGGCGUGUAUUUCAAACUAAGCAUAGCAUCACAUCUUCAAACCAACAACAUGCGUCUCCAAAUCCUCCCCUUCGUCACUAUCUUCUCCACCUUCGCUAGCACCAACCCAACUGAAACCGCCGGUAUCCACGGCUGA